This is a messenger RNA of Tripterygium wilfordii, 1474 nucleotides long. Its product is annotated as trafficking protein particle complex subunit 12-like. The transcript has 2 exons. NCBI's taxonomy places the organism in Eukaryota, Viridiplantae, Streptophyta, Magnoliopsida, Celastrales, Celastraceae. The record is from RefSeq and is a predicted model, not a curated record. Gene Ontology annotation, molecular function: protein binding. The coding region runs from base 68 to 1156 and encodes 362 amino acids.
UUAUAGUCUACGGCUCUAAAACGGCGGUCACCGGUCUCCACCCCGGCGCAAAGUAGCAUCCUCCACCAUGAGUCUGGAGUCAGCCGCCGUUCUGGAUCCUCUCACCAACCAAUUCACCUCCCUCAACGAUCUGGCCCCUGAACUGGCCUCCCUCCAGGACCUCGCGAACCGGGGCUCAUGGCGCUCCAUCCUCGACAAGGUGGCUAGCGCUCGCUCCCUCUCCAUUCUUACUAAGCCUCACGACCACCUCACCUACCUCUCCUACAAUGUCCUUGCUCUUGCAAAACUACGACGUUUCCCCGAUGCCUCCACCGAGCUCGACUCACUUGAUGACCUCGAUAGUCCAGAAUACAGGUACGAGUCAUACCCCCAAAUCUAUCCCAACCGAUCCGGUUCCAUGGUCCCUUUCGUGCUCCGAUGGCUUCACGCUAUGAUCCCCUUCAAAUUGGAGAAUCGUCGGGAAGGUAUGGAUCGACUAUACAUUCUUCUUGAUUUUGUGCGGACGAAAAUAAAAGAUAGAGAAGAUAGUAAUCAAGAAGCUUCGUUGAAGGUGUGGAGGAGAAGGGAGGUGUUUGUGAUAAAUUUUAUUAUAGGUCAACAUUUGCAUAGCAAGGAAUUUGUUGUUUGUUUGGAUUUGAUUAGGGAUUUGAUUACUCGCGGUUGCUUAGAUCCAAUUCUGUUGUCAAAAUUAGGGUACAUACAGAUGCAAAUUGGGGAUUUGGAGGGAGCAAAGGGUUCGUUCAAUAAAAUCGAGGCAAUGUUGAAUGAAGAGAAGAAUAACGAAUCAUUGAGCGAAAUUGAGUUGAAGAACCUUGUAAACAGAAACAAGGCUUUAAUGUAUUUGGUUGUGAAGGACUAUGUGUCUGCAGUGAGAGAGUAUGAAGAAUGCAUUGAGAGGGAUCACACUGAUGUGGUAGCAAUCAAUAACAAAGCACUUUGCUUGAUGUAUUCAAGGGACUUGCCAGAUUCGAUCAAGGGCUUGGAGAAUGCUCUUGAGAGGGUGCCUACUGUGGCAUUGAAUGAGACUAUAGUGGUGAAUCUGUGUAGCAUGUAUGAAUUGGCUUAUGUUAAUCACUCUGAUAUUAAGAGGACGUUGAGUAAUUGGAUCGCUAGGGUUGCUCCUGAUGAUUUUGAUACUUCAUGCACCAGAAUAUGAGAUCACCAAUUUCAGAGAACCGGUUUGGCUUCUGAGUAUCUUUAUGCUUCCAUUCUUGUCCUCACAAUAUAUAUUUCAAGUAAGUUCGGUUUGUCUCUCAAUAAACUUUUGAUUCUAAUUACAUUUCAGUUUGCUCUCUCUCUCGUCUUCUUCUUCUCAAAUUCAUCAAAUUAUAACAAUUUUUUUUUUCUAUUUUGAGGCUUCAUGUGAUUUUCGGCACGUUCAUUUAGAUUAUUCAAAUAUUCUUCCCGAGCAAACAGUUAUUUACGUCAGUUAUACUAAGAAUUCUGUAAUAAUGUGGCUAUGAACUUUGAAGUA